AUGUUGCAAACUGCUCCUCUACUAUACCCUCUGCUUGUACUUGCAUUUCUGUUUUGGUGGAAGUGGAAGAAGCCGGAAACCAAAAAUGCGCCGCCAGGACCUCGUGGUAUACCGCUUUUCGGAAAUCUCUUUCAGAUACCGCCACAUCACUCCUGGCUCAAGUUCAAGGAAUGGGCUGAUCAGUAUGGGUCGAUAUAUCAGCUGAAUAUCGCUGGUCGAAAGCAUGUUGUGUUGUCGACUGAAAAAAUCGCCAAUGAGCUUCUCCGAGAACGAGGUUCAAUCUACUCAUCACGCGAGCAGCUUGCAUUCGCGUCAGAAUUAUUGUCAAACAACCUACGGCCUCUGCUUUUACCUUAUAAUGAACUGUGGCGACGAGGACGCAAGCUCAUGCACCAAUUGACUAUGCCCGUGGCAGCGGACUCCUAUCAACCUGUUCAAGAAAUCGAAUCGAUCAAGCUUCUCUCGAGAAUAUUGAGAGAGCCCAGUAAAUAUGAGCAAUGGUUCGAGCAAUACGCUUCUGGAGUUGUCUUUAGGAUCGGCUUUGGCCGGUGGAUCAAAACCGGCCAAGAGGAAGAGUUUCAGCGAAUUAUUACAGUUGGCAAAAACGUUGAAAGGGUGGCAUCCCCAGGGACGUAUCUUGUUGAUUCAAUCCCACUCUUGAAACACCUUCCAACGGGGCUGGCUCCAUUCAAGCAGGAGGCUCUACAACUCCGUACAGAAGAGCUAAGUUUGUUCCGGAAACUUCAAAACGAUGUUCGAGAGACCAUGAAGACCAAAGAUGUGCCCGAAUCAUUCACAAAGACGUUCCUUGAAAACCAAGAAGCGUAUAAACUCUCCGACGAUGAGGGCGCUUACGUGAUUGGUACCCUGUUCGAGGCUGGAAGUGGCACAACUGCCGCCGCGAUGAUGUCCUUUUGUCUCGCCAUGUGCCUCCAUCCCGAAUGGCAGACCAAAAUCCAGAAAGAAGUCGAUGAAGUGGCCAAGACUCGAAUGCCGAAUUUCGACGACAUGGCGGAAUUGCCCACUGUUCGUGCCGUCAUCAAAGAGGUCUUGCGCUGGAGGCCGGUCACGGCAGGUGGGGUGCCACAUCAGUUGAUCCAGGAUGAUACCUAUCAAGGAUUCUCUUUCUCAGAGGGAACAGUGUUUCAUGCGAAUCAGUGGGCGAUUCAUCGCGACCCGGCCCUCUACCCAGAUCCUGAGAGCUUCCGGCCAGAGCGCUGGUUAAGCCCCGAGUUUCCCCAGACUUACCGAGAACCGUUGACCAAAUAUCCCAACCUGCAGAACUACUCUUGUUUUGGAUUCGGGAGGCGGAUAUGUCCUGGACAGAAUAUUGCUGAGCGAUCCAUGAACAUUCUCGGAGCUCGCAUUGCCUGGGCUCUAGAUCUGCGGAGGAAAAUUGACACCGACGGGAAAGCAGUGUCCAUUCCGGACUACGACUAUACGAUCGGUUUCAAUGUUCAGCCUCGCUAUUUCGACUUUGAUAUCUUCGCACGAUCGCCGGAGAGGGCCACGAUUGUCGCUCAGGCACUGCGGGAAGUAACUAAGGAGACUUCGUAG
Exophiala oligosperma is the source of this 1557-nucleotide messenger RNA. RefSeq lists its product as uncharacterized. Lineage: Eukaryota; Fungi; Ascomycota; Eurotiomycetes; Chaetothyriales; Herpotrichiellaceae. Bases 1 to 1557 code for a protein of 518 amino acids. The record is from RefSeq and is a predicted model, not a curated record. The transcript has 3 exons. Gene Ontology annotation, molecular function: iron ion binding; oxidoreductase activity, acting on paired donors, with incorporation or reduction of molecular oxygen; heme binding.